AUGACUGCCAGCACUGAUAAUUGUAUAGCCGGUGGUCCGGAAAUAGUAUCCGCCGCCCGUUCACAAUAUGAUGUUCCCUAUUCAUGGGGUGGCGGCAACUGGAAAGGAAAAUCACGUGGUACUGGUAAAGGUGCGGGAACUGUUGGUUUUGAUUGUUCAGGACUGGCCCAGUAUGCCGUUUAUAAAGGCACCGGAAAAAUUAUCGGACGUACCGCUGCUGCUCAGUCAAGUGAUAGCCAAUGUCAACGCGUGCCGUAUAGUCAACGAAAACCGGGAGAUCUCGUGUUUUUCGGUACCCCUGCCUAUCACGUGGGCAUCAUAUCGGGUACAAACACGUUCAUUCACGCGCCAAAAACAGGAGAUAAAGUCAGACAACAAACUAUUUAUUCGACUAAUAGACAGUCAUAUGUUAGUCGAUGUUUUUAA
Oppia nitens is the source of this 426-nucleotide messenger RNA. Its product is annotated as peptidoglycan endopeptidase RipA-like. The record is from RefSeq and is a predicted model, not a curated record. Bases 1 to 426 code for a protein of 141 amino acids. The transcript has 2 exons. Lineage: Eukaryota; Metazoa; Arthropoda; Arachnida; Sarcoptiformes; Oppiidae.